This is a messenger RNA of Penicillium atrosanguineum, 372 nucleotides long. Its product is annotated as Dabb family protein. The transcript is spliced from 2 exons. The record is from RefSeq and is a predicted model, not a curated record. Lineage: Eukaryota; Fungi; Ascomycota; Eurotiomycetes; Eurotiales; Aspergillaceae. The coding region runs from base 1 to 372 and encodes 123 amino acids.
AUGUCCCGCACACCUCUCACCCUCCUCAAACGCACAAUUUCCACAUCGCCAUCCACAAUGGCUCCUAUCGAACGUAUUACCCUCUUCAAGGUCCCCAAUGAGGCGGAUCGCCUCCGUCUACUGGAGCAGUACAAGCUUCUUGCCAAGACAGCGACCAAGGAUGGAAAGCCUUACAUCGUUGCUGCUGCUGUCGGACAAUCAUUCGACGAUCCCCGAAACAAGGGCUUCAAUAUCUCGGUGAAGACGACUUUUGCUUCGAUGGAGGAUAUGAAAUAUUAUGAUACUGAGUGUGAGGCUCAUAAGGCGUUGAAGGCUGUUGCUGGGCCUGUGAAAGAGGAUGUCUUGACGACUUUUUAUGAGAAUAUUCUUUAG